Messenger RNA from Vigna angularis (adzuki bean), 1561 nucleotides. RefSeq names its product GTP cyclohydrolase 1. The record is from RefSeq and is a predicted model, not a curated record. Gene Ontology annotation, cellular component: cytoplasm. NCBI's taxonomy places the organism in Eukaryota, Viridiplantae, Streptophyta, Magnoliopsida, Fabales, Fabaceae. The transcript has a single exon. Gene Ontology annotation, molecular function: GTP binding; zinc ion binding; GTP cyclohydrolase I activity. Gene Ontology annotation, biological process: tetrahydrofolate biosynthetic process; tetrahydrobiopterin biosynthetic process. Bases 348 to 1337 code for a protein of 329 amino acids.
UUGAUCUGUUUUCUAUGGGAUAAAAUCUAUGUAUAUGAUUGUUGCUAAGUAGCUUCUUUAUACAGUCCAAAAAUUAGGUGAACUGCGUCAUGGAGUAGAAGUUAUGGAGCUAAAUGUAAUUCAUAGAGAAAAUCUUGACACAUACACAAGCAAAAAAAAGAGAGACAGAGGACUUCUAUUAUGAUGAAAAUAGCCAUCUGUUUUUCUGUUUUGAGCAAAACAGGUCAAAAUGGCAGUUCAAUCUUGUAAAGGCAAUUGUCUUAGAAUUUCGGCUCGGAGUCUAAUUUAUUUCUACAAAACGGAUUUGUGAUGUGAGGAAUGUUAACCUUUGAGAUAACAUAUAUGCUAUGGUUAAAAUAAGUAUAGAUAUAGCAAUUACUUUGUUCUUCUCUCUGUACCUGCUUAAUUUCUUCAGCAUUACAUUAAACACUGUUUGUCUUCCUCCUUUUUUGGUUUCUUUUCUUGUACUUCAGUGUACACAUAUCCACUUUCCUGACAUAGAAUCAAUCUUUCUUGAAUCGAGUCAGCAAGCAUGGUUGAAGACCCUUGUUUUGUCAGGUUUUGGAAUUUUUGAUGACAGAAAGGCAGAUGUGUGGUCUGAUUUCUUUUGCCUUCUUAAAUUUAGAGGUAUUGAAAUAGAAAAAGUACAUCUAAGAGGAUCAUCUGACCAAUGGUGGUGUCCAUCUCUGUCUGCUCUUUCUGCUAAAGUUUCAUCCAAAACUGUACCAGUCAAUCCUGCCAUGGUCACCGCAGUAUCUUCAAUCCUUAAAUCUUUGGGAGAAGAUUCAUUGAGGAAGGAACUCACAGGGACACCUGGUCGAUUUGUGAAAUGGCUAAUGAACUUCCAAAGCAUUGACAUGGAUUUGAAGCUAAAUGGUUCCCUUUCUGGUGGUGUCGAUACUUUUGACCCUGAUAGGGAGGUAAACUUCAAGGACCGACAAAUACACUGUGAGUUGAACUUGCCAUUUUGGUCGCAAUGUGAGCAUCAUAUACUUCCAUUUCAUGGUGUAGUUCACAUAGGAUACUUCAUUUCAGAAGGUUUUGAUCCCAUUGCAAAAUCCCUUGUACAGUCUAUAGUACAUUUUUAUGGUUUCAAACUACAGGUUCAGGAAAGGCUUACAAGACAAAUAGCAGAAACCAUUGCACCACUUUUAUUAGGUGGGCAUGUAAUAGUAGUUGUGGAGGCAAGCCACACAUGUAUGAUUUCUAGGGGAAUUGAGAAGUUUGGAAGUAGUACAGCUACCAUUGCUGUAUUAGGUCACUUUUCAACUGACCUUGCUGCAAAGGCCAUGUUCUUUCAGAGUGUUGCUAGUGCUACAACUUCUCGGGGGCAAUAGUUCCUGUUGGUGCUGACUUGAAUUCAUUCUCUUCACUUUUCAAGGUUUUGCUACUAGCAUUUGAUAAAUGCAGAAGACCUCCUUUCAUGAAUAGUUUCACUACAUUUCAAAAUCACACAAAUUUUGUUCCGGUGGCAAAGGCUUACUACCAUCAUAAGAAGAUAGAUAGUAGAUCUUAAUAUUUUUUCUUCCCCCCUUUAUGUGAUUACAUUCUACACACGUAU